Helicoverpa zea (corn earworm) is the source of this 1061-nucleotide messenger RNA. RefSeq lists its product as uncharacterized. Bases 432 to 785 code for a protein of 117 amino acids. The transcript is spliced from 2 exons. The record is from RefSeq and is a predicted model, not a curated record. Lineage: Eukaryota; Metazoa; Arthropoda; Insecta; Lepidoptera; Noctuidae.
ACCUACUUUGUAAACGCACCAAUUUCCAUAUAAUUUUCAGAUAAAGAAAAAUGAUUUACUACUUUCCCAUCAAAGUUGACCACUUCUGUCUGCAUCAAUUAUUCGUGAAGCGACAUCCACAUAGAAUCGAUAGUGAAAUGGGUCACUGUCAUAAACACAGCCGUUUCUUACGGACCAUUACACACGUGACCAUUCAGGCGUCCAUAUACAUCAUUUACCAUCACUUGAUACCAUCGGUUCCUUGACAACUGCUGAAUCCAAAACAGUUGGCUAUAGAACAAUUUUGCAAAAACAAACGACUGUCGUUACCUUGCAAAAUAGUACAAGAACAGCCAAUAGAAAGAUUUUGGAAAACAAAGGACAAUCGCAAAUUCCAAAUUCGAGCUUCAAAUUAGACCAAUCAGAUCCUUGUCUUAAAAACAAGAUCGAAAAUGAAGCAUCAGCAGGUGAGCGUGGACUACUGGGCGAUGUUCAAGAGCAUGGCGAUGUAUGGGGUGCUGACAGUCUUGGGGUGGAUGAUGCUGAGGCUGUUCAAUGCCGUGUUCUCGCUACCAAGGAGGUUGAGGACGCAGCAGGAGAAUAUACAGGCUACGUUGGAGGAGUUUCAGAGGCGGUAUCCAGACCUAAACGUGACAGAAGAAGACAUAAAGAACGCUGAGAAGGAACUAGAAGAAUGGAAUAAAGAAAUGGAUGAAAAACUCAAAAAAGAUAAUGCAAAUGACGAAGAAUCUGAAAAAAGUGAGAAACCACCAGCUGUUGAAGGUUCAGACAAGAAAACUAUAUAAUUGUAUGAAGGCCUUUUGUUUUCAAGGCUACUCGUAAUAAGUCGUAAUGUACCAGUAUAAGUUGAUACGCCUCUCUAUGAAACUUGCGCAAUACAUAAGUUCAGGUGAAAAUGGUUUGUAUAUGAUGGGUUUAUAUUGAUUACUAUUGUUUACGAUUGAUAAAGGUAUUGUGUAUCUAUUGAAUGAAUGUUUCAGUUUGAAUAUGGAUUUAAUAAACUUAGUCAAUAUUAACUGUAGUUUCAUACCUACAAAAUACGAGGUGUUUUAUGCCUUCGA